AUGAGGAUACGGCUCCCCUUCGCCGGGGUCUUCGUCCUCCUGUGCCUCGCCGCGGGCUACGCCGGCCUGACGCCCCUGCAGCUCGACACGUACGUCAACGACAAGCUCCUGCACCUCGCCACCUUCUUCCUGCUCACCCUCGCCUUCUACUGGAUCGUCGACACCAACCGCCGCCGCACGCUGAACCUGACGCUCGUCGUCUGCACGCUGUGCCUCGGCUGCGGCUCCGAGUUCCUGCAGGCCCUGCUGCCCAACGGCCGCCAGUUCGACGUCUACGACGUCGUCGCCAACGUCGUCGGCAGCCUCGCCGCCCUCGGCCUGUGCUCCUGGUACCACAAGCGCAUGCUCGAGCGCCGCCGCGCGCGCAAGACGUACACGGCCGUCCCCGGCGAGGAGGACCUGGGCGGCGAGGACGACCUCGAGCUCGGCGAGGGCGCGGCGUUUGCGUCGGCGGCGGCGGCGGCGGCGGCAGCAGCAGCAGCCGCCCCGCAGGAAGAGGGCGUCGUGGAGACGAACAGCGCGGCCGGCGGGCAGCAGCGCGGCCGCACGCUGGAGGACGAGGUGGACAACUGGGACGAGAAUGCCGAGGACGUGUGGGAUGAGGCCGACGGCGGAGACGUCGUCGAUGCCAUGACGGGUGCGGGCAAGGGCAAGGAGCCCGAGCUGCACGAUCCCAAGAAGAGGACUGACUGA
This is a messenger RNA of Thyridium curvatum, 693 nucleotides long. RefSeq lists its product as uncharacterized. Lineage: Eukaryota; Fungi; Ascomycota; Sordariomycetes; Thyridiales; Thyridiaceae. The transcript has a single exon. The record is from RefSeq and is a predicted model, not a curated record. Bases 1 to 693 code for a protein of 230 amino acids.